Molecule: messenger RNA, 2416 nt
Organism: Solanum stenotomum
Lineage: Eukaryota; Viridiplantae; Streptophyta; Magnoliopsida; Solanales; Solanaceae
Product: isochorismate synthase, chloroplastic-like
Exons: 15
Coding region: 23-1762 (579 amino acids)
Biological process (GO): phylloquinone biosynthetic process
Cellular component (GO): plastid
Molecular function (GO): isochorismate synthase activity
Source: RefSeq, a predicted model, not a curated record
UCAAUUCCCACCCUCUAUCUCCAUGGCUGUAGGUACAAGGCACUCCACUGUGCAGUUCAUGGAACUUGAAUCAUUAUCACUGAUGAAAUACGGGCUCUCGUAUAGAAAACAAUCUGUUCAUUUCUCCAACACUUGUAGACAAAGAUAUACUCAGCGUUGUUCAAUGUCGAUGAAUGGAUGCCAAGGCGAUCCAACAGUUCCUAUUGGAACCGUAGAAACUCGAUCGUUGCCUGCAGUUUCUAGCCUUUCAUUAGCUAUGGAACUUCUCAAUUCCACCAUCUCCGACAUGAUUAAGUCCGAUCAUCCGCCUUACGAUUCCGGCAUUAUUCGCCUCGAGGUGCCGAUUGAAGCGCAGUUUGAAGCACUUGAGUGGCUUCAAGCGCAGAACCAUCUGUUCCUCCCUCGCUGCUUCUUCUCCGGUCGAAGACCACCAACUGUUGCUUCUGAAGUGUGCAUCAACGAAACUUCUUCUCAUACUAAAUUGGUCAGUGUAGCUGGUGUUGGCUCUGCUGUCUUCUUUACUCAUUUACGUCCCUUUUCAUUAGACGAUUGGCGUGCUAUAAGAAGGUUUCUCUCCAAGAAAUGUCCACUAAUUCGUGCUUAUGGGGCAAUUCGAUUUGAUGCAACAACCAAUAUAGCUUCUGAAUGGAGUGCUUUUGGCUCAUUUUAUUUCAUGGUUCCUCAGGUUGAGUUUGAUGAGCUUGAAGGACGUUCAAUUAUUGCUGCAACUAUUGCAUGGGAUAAUGCUGCCUCAUGGACAUACCAGAGGGCAAUAGAUGCACUUGGGGCCACAAUAUGGCAGCUUUCCUCCGUUCCUAUGACAGUGGAGAAAAAAAUUCCUCAUUCUCAUAUAGUUGCCAAUACUCAUGUGCCGGGUAAAGCAUCUUGGGACCAUGCUGUUAAGCAUGCUUUGCAAAUAAUAAGCAGAAAUGACCCCGUACUGAUCAAGGUGGUACUUGCUCGUAGCACCAGAGUUGUGACAGCUGCAGACAUUGAUCCGCUAACCUGGCUUACUUGCUUAAAGGUUGAAGGACAAAAUGCAUAUCAGUUCUGUUUGGAACCUCCCCAUUCGCCGGCAUUCAUUGGAAACACUCCAGAGCAGCUAUUUCAUCGGGACCGCCUCAGCAUUUCUACUGAGGCUCUAGCUGGAACACGGGCUAGGGGUGGAUCAGAGCUUCUAGAUCUUAAGAUAGAACAGGAUUUACUAUCCAGUGCUAAGGACCAUAAUGAGUUUGCUAUAGUACGGGAGUGGAUAAGAAGAAGAUUGGAGGCUGUGUGUUCAAGCGUUGUAAUUGAACCAAAGAAAGCAGUAAGAAAAUUUCGAAGAGUUCAGCAUCUUAACGCUCAAUUGAGGGGGAGGCUCCAGGCUGAAGAUGAUGAGUUUAAGAUUUUGUCGUCCAUGCACCCUACUCCAGCAGUUUGUGGGUAUCCUACAGAAGAUGCACGGACUUUUAUUUCAGAAACUGAAAUGUUUGACCGAGGAAUGUAUGCUGGUCCUGUUGGUUGGUUUGGAGGGGAAGAGAGUGAAUUUGCUGUUGGAAUAAGGUCAGCUUUGGUUGAAAAGGGUCUUGGUGCAUUAAUAUAUGCGGGAACUGGGAUAGUGGAAGGAAGUGAUUCAUCUCUGGAAUGGGAAGAGCUAGAGCUGAAGACUUCACAGUUCACCAAAUUGAUGAAACUUGAGGCACCUCUUUUGACUAGAGGACGAAGUAGGAUUAUCAAUCAGAAUGAGAAAGGUUUUUCAUGCCUGCUGCGUCUUAUUUAGUUUGUCUACUCCUCUCUUUCUGAAAGCAAUUGUGGUUUCUGAAAUUAGGUGGGGAAAAGAGAAAAUUAUAUUUGUUGUUGUUGUUGUUUGUAUGCAAAUAUCAUCAGCCUGUCAAGGCAGGAUUUUAUGUGUCUUUUAAUCUAUUUAUGUGUACGCUUCUAGAUUAUUAGGCUUUUACCCCAUAGAGCAGUUCUAGCGUUAGAUAAGGUUAUGCAGACCAAUUCUUACUCUCUUGGGUUGUAAUCAGUUUCUGUUUGUGCUGUUUUUUCCUGAAUAACUAUUUUGCAUGAGUAGAAUAAUACUAAAGAACCUCUAUAUCUGAGGUAUUUUUGAAGAGGAGAUUUUCAUGUGUUGGAAUCUAAUAAAAUAUACUCCCACCAGUCAUGUUAUAUGAUAGUGUUAAACGAGAGACAGUUAUAAAUACUUAUAACAUACCAAAAGUACCGUUGGGUCAUUUGUUUUAUUAAGACGUCUGAAUCUAAAUAUACAUCUGAUUAUUAAGAUGUUAUCUCUAUAUCUGAAUAUUAAAUAAUUAAGACCGUUUGUUCUUAACAUUUGAAUGAGCAUAAAUUUGUUUCAUUUCAAAAUUAAUAAUGAACAUGAUAGGAAAGACGGUAAUAUGGGAUCAUAGACUCCCUGCUGUCGUAACCCUUG